UGAUCAUUUGCUGGUUACAUGGAAAAAGAUUGAAUUUUUAACAAUCUUUGGUUUAUCUGAUUGGCUGGUAUCUUCAUAAAUUAUAAUUAUAUAUAUAUGGGGUUUUGGUUCGAAAGAUUGAAUUUUUAGAUGUGAAUGAUAACAUUGGGAUUCUGGCUUUUCUUGGUUCUUUACUUGAUUUGGGUAUCUGGGGGUUUUGUGAUUUUUUAUCUAUGAGGUGAUCUUAGGAUUCUACAUUUGGUGAUUUGGGUGUUUAGCUUGGAAAGGAAGUGAUUGCUUUUCAUCUCACUUGGGAGCGAAUUGGUUUACGAAUUCUGAUCUUCUGGGGUACCAAUUUUAGCAAUUUAUUGGAUGUUUGUGGUACCUCUUUUGGGGAAAUUCAGUUAGAGCAAGUUGUGCCCUCCGUUGGGUAGAAUUCUUGAAAUACUGCUAAAUUUGAUUGGUGUUUGGAGAGUUUGACAGUAUCGAAGAAAUGGUGUAAAUUUAGCAAGUUUUUGGUGGUGGUGAAAUGUCAGUAGUAGUUUCUCCACCUCCAAGUCUUGCACCAAUUCCUGUCCCACCAAUUGUCUUGAGUCCACCUCCUCAGCUUUCUUCUCCGCCCCCUGCAUCUCAGCCUAAUGCGACAGCACCACCCGUGUCUUCUCUUCCUCCAACAUUACCCCCACAAUCUUCUCCUCCCCCGGCCUUACCAACACUACCACAAUCGCCUACUCCAAGUAACGUGACAUCGCCGCCUCCUAGUAACGUGACAUCGCCUCCUCCAAUGGCUUCCCCACCCACAGAAUCCGCUCCUCCAACAGUUAGUCCUCCACCUAUCCCACCUGCUAGUUCACCGCCACCUGUAUCUUCUCCUCCGCCUUCCAGUUCACCACCACCUCAAUCUUCUCCUCCCCCUGCUAGUGCUCCUCCACCUACAUCUAGCCCACCAGUUAGUUCAUCACCACCUCCAGAAGUUGAGCCUCCACCUGUCUCACCUCCGCCACAACCAACUGUUCCUACAAGUUCACCUCCACCGCCUCCAAAAGAUGAUCCUCCUCCUGCCUCACCUCCACCACAACCAACCACUCCUCCAAGUUCACCUUCACCACCUCCCAAAGUUGAUUCUCCACCUUUUUCACCUCCGCCACCUGCACAGAAUCCGGAUCCUACUGCACCACCACAAUCUCCUGAACCUCCGAAAGGUUCACCACCCGUGAAUUCACCUCCAUCACCAGCGUCUGUGCCACCAAGAGGUUCACCUCCUACCCCAGCCUCUGACCCUCCUGCAAAUACACCUCCAUCGCCAGCAUUUACGCCACCACAAGGUUCACCUCCUACACCAUCCUUGGAACCUCCUAAAAAUACACCUCCUUCACCAUCAGUUCCUUCUGGUGGAACCACUACCGAUAGGCCCAGUGACAAUGCAGCAGGUAGCGCAAACAGUUCCAGUAGUAGCGGCAUAGGAACUGGAGGUACAGUUGCAAUUGGCGUCAUUGUUGCUGUUUUAUUGCUUGGUAUUGUUGGAUUAGUGGGUUGGUGCUUGUGGAAACGAAAGAAAAAGGCUUUUCGUCCCAGUGGCGGAAAUGUCAUGCCAACCCCUUCGGGCUCCACCCCAAAUUCUGAUUCCGUCUUAUUGAAGAUACAGGAAUCAACACCUGAUACAAGAAAUGGAACUGGAAACAAAUUCCUAAAUUCUCCUGGAGGAUCUGGUGGAUUUGGAAAUCCAAAGAUAUGGUUUACCUAUGAAGAACUAGUUAAGGCUACUGGUGACUUCUCGGCUGAGAAUUUGUUGGGGGCAGGUGGAUUUGGUUCUGUAUACAAAGGAUGUCUACCAGAUGGGAGGGAUGUAGCAGUAAAGCAGCUAGAUAUUGGUGGGCGCCAGGGGGACCGGGAGUUCAGAGCUGAAGUUGAAAUCAUUAGUCGAGUACACCAUCGCCAUUUGGUUUCCCUUGUAGGUUAUUGCAUUUCUGAAAAUAGAAGACUGCUUGUUUAUGAAUAUGUCCCAAAUAACACCCUUUACUUCCAUCUUCAUGCCGAAGGAAGGCCUGUUAUGGAUUGGACAACACGUGUUAAGAUUGCUGUUGGUGCAGCUCGUGGAAUAGCUUAUCUGCAUGAAGAUUGCAAUCCUCGUAUUAUCCACAGAGACAUCAAGUCAUCAAACAUUCUUUUAGAUAUUAACUUUGAGGCUCGGGUUUCUGAUUUUGGAUUAGCUAAAUUAGCUCAAGAUGCAAAAACUCAUGUUACAACACGUGUUGUGGGAACAUUUGGCUACAUGGCUCCUGAAUAUGCAUCAACUGGCAAGCUGACUGAAAAAUCUGAUAUAUAUUCUUUUGGGGUUGUGCUUCUGGAGCUAAUUACUGGACGGAAGCCUGUUGAUACAUCUCAGCCUUUAGGGGACGAGAGUCUAGUUGAAUGGGCACGACCGUUGCUUUCUCAUGCCCUUGAGAAAGUGGAAUUUGAUCAGCUGGUAGAUCCACGCCUCGAGAGGAAUUAUGUUAUCCCUGAGAUGUUUCAACUGAUUGAGGCAGCUGCAGCUUGUGUGCGCCACUCAGCUGCAAAGAGACCAGGGAUGGGACAGAUCAUGAGAGCUUUUGAUAACAUGUCUGCGUCUGAUCUUACCAAUGGGAUGAAAGUUGGCGAAAGUACAAUAUAUAACUCUGCAGAUCAAUCUGCAGAAAUAAGAUUGUUUCGAAGGAUGGCAUUUGGUAGUCCAGAUUUUAGUUCCGAUUUUUUUAGCCAAGGUACACAGCAUAGUGGAGAGUCGGCUGAAGAUAGAGUAUAGUACACAGCUAAAGGUCUUGUUAAAUCAAGUGUAUAUUCAUCUGUUCAUAGAUAAAAGCACCUACGUUGAGAGGUACGCGUUUGCCUCUCCGAGGUGAUUUUGGUUUUGUUUUAUUAGUAGCUUCCUUUUUGGCUGCUUACAUAUAGGCCCUGGUUUUUUAGUAGCAAAUUUUUCCUGUAAGUAACAUGAAUUUUUUUGUCCAUCUCCAAUAUUUUUCUUCUUUCAAA
Molecule: messenger RNA, 2988 nt
Organism: Solanum lycopersicum (tomato)
Lineage: Eukaryota; Viridiplantae; Streptophyta; Magnoliopsida; Solanales; Solanaceae
Product: proline-rich receptor-like protein kinase PERK9
Biological process (GO): protein phosphorylation
Molecular function (GO): ATP binding; protein kinase activity
Source: RefSeq, a predicted model, not a curated record